Messenger RNA from Mesorhabditis belari, 843 nucleotides. NCBI's taxonomy places the organism in Eukaryota, Metazoa, Nematoda, Chromadorea, Rhabditida, Rhabditidae. The record is from the annotation of a GenBank genome assembly.
AUGCGCGUUGGUGUGAUAAAAUUGCUGCGUGUUGACAAAAUGACUGAAGAGAAUCGAGCCGCUUUCAUCAAAGAAGAGGAGAAUAUGCGCUUGUAUCAGGAUGCGAAUCUCAUUAAAUAUAUCAGUGGCUGCGUUGACGAACGGGAUAUUACAAGACGCGGGAUUCUGUUGGAGUAUUGCGAAAAAGGAUCGCUAAACAAAAUUAUACACAAUGCCGAGAUUUUCUACCCGGCCUACAGAUUGAUAUGCUGGGUCGUUGAUCUGUUCGAUGCGCUCGAUUAUUUAAAGAGACGAGGCGUCAUUCACAUGGAUGUGAAACCGGAUAACAUUUUGGCAACUAAUGAAUAUCUCUUGAAAAUCGCCGACUUUGGAGCAAUGAAAGCUGCAUCGAGCUCACGACAAGGAGUCGCUUUGAGCAGCUCACCUAGAACUGGAACUUUGCAUUAUCAGGCUCCAGAGCUUCAUAAAGAACAGCUUUCUCCCAAGUACGAUGUUUUCACGAUGGGUCUAGUGUUAUGGGAGCUGAUUGAAAGGAAAACGAUUUUCCGGACACCGGAUUGGACUAGUGUCGAUCCCCCAGAUUGCCCCGAUGACAUUCAGGAAAUAUUCAGAAAUUGUACAAAUGGCGAACAGCGAGAUCGGUGGGGCGCCUUGAGGGUCAAGGUUGAAUUGGAGAAAGUUAAAGAGAACUUCGAGCAAGAAUUAGUGCCACCGAAUUAUAUUGUCGAAGAAGUGAAGGGGCGAACGACGCUGAAGAAACCAUUCCCUUCCACGAGGGUAGUGGAAGAUAUUGAGAUUGCCGAUGCGGACAGCAUUAAAUCAUCAGCUUCAGAGAGCUCAAAA